AUGAUAACAUUCCCCUAUCAACCAAAGUGCUUGAAAACACAGCACCACGACCAGUACGCCUGGCAGACGCUGAAACAUGACCAGCAUCCCCAUGUAUUCCACGUGGCAGCCGCCGUUUUCUGCAGACUGAAGGAGUCACACACCAACCAGAUUGUGUUGGUGUCUGGCGAGUCUGGGUCAGGCAAGACAGAGAACACCAAAUACAUGGUGAAACAUUUGAUGCAGAUAAGUGGCCACUCCCAAAAUGGUUUACAUGAAAGAAUAUUGGAGGUCAGCCCUCUACUGACGGCAUUCGGCAAUGCAAAAACAACCCUCAACGACAACUCAAGUAGAUUCGCCAAAUAUAUUCAGUUUAACGUCUCCGAGGAUGGCGGUAUUCAAGGAGCCACCAUCAAGGACUACAUGUUGGAGAAGACGCGCGUGGUUCACCAGGCACAGGGAGAGGGCAACUUCCACAUCUUCUACAGCUUCCUUGCUGGAAUGGCUGAUGAUGAGAGGACAGCCUGGUCGAUGAGGGAAGAUGCUACUUUCAGAAUCGCUGACGUCAGUCGUAGGAACUCUAAGAUCAACGACGCCAAGACGUACAAAGAAUGCAUGCGGAUCAUGGAGAAUGUCGGGCUCACAGGAGAGGAGAGGGAAAACGUGAAAGUGCUACUGGCUGCAAUCCUUCACUUAACUAAUAUAGAAUUCCUUGAAGAUGAGGAUAAAGCCACCUAUGUAGAAGAGGAACAUCAUCUUGGUAUAGUGUGCAGUCUCUUGGACACCAACUCUGAAGAUGUUGCCAAAGCCCUUGUUACCAAGAAAAUAUGCAUACCAGGAGAAGGUGACGGAGGUGAUAUCGAGACAUUGAGGACAAAGCGUGACGCUGAAGGAACUCGAGACUCCCUGGCCAAGACUCUGUAUGAGCGACUGUUUGGAUGGAUCAUUCGCAAGAUCAACCAGUCCCUCCACGCCAGCUAUAGCACUGACAACAGGGCAGGGAGCAUUGGUAUCCUGGACAUUUGUGGCUUCGAGUGUCUGAAGGAGAACAGCUUUGAACAGAUGUGUAUCAAUCUCGUCAAUGAGAAGAUGCAGGGCUUCAUGAAUGAGCAGAUCUUCAGGCGAGAGCAAGAGAUCUAUCGGAAUGAGGGCGUGGCCGGAGACUGUUUGGACAUACCGUACACAAACAAUGACCACAUCAUUCAGGCGUUUAUGGAGAAAGGGAUACUGCAUCUGAUUGAUGAGGACACGCAAUUGAAGCAGGCUACAGACGAAACGCUGCUCCUCAAACUGACGCAGAAAUUUAAAGGAAGCACUGUUUUCAGAAAACCUCCUGGAAACGAUCUCACGUUCAUCAUCAAGCAUUUUGCAAGAGAGGUGAGCUAUGGCGUGAGGGGUUUUCUGGAGAAGAACCGAGACGCCCUGAGUCAGGAGAUGGUUGACUGUAUGGCGAACAGUUCCAAUGACAUGGUGUCGGAUCUCUUCAGGGUGAAGAAAGGAGACACAGGAACCAUAUCAGACUCGCAGUACAACUUCCGGACAACAGGUCGGCCAAAGAUGAGGAAACCGACACAGCACAGAGAAAGUUUCACUCGCAGUGUCGUCAGGGAGCUCAGAAGAACUCACACCCAAAGAUUCGGGAAACUAAUGGUUGGUGACGAGCGUUACCGACACCAGGACACGCGCACUGUUAUUGGAUAUGUGAAGAAUUCCAUGAAGGAGUUGAUUGAGCUGAUGAAAAUAUCCCAAACAACAUUUGUCAGAUGCAUCAAACCGAACACGCAACGUGUCCCGGGCGAAUUUGAGGAGGCGUCGGUUCUGGAACAGUUAAAAUACAAUGGUAUAGCAGAGGUGGCUCGCAUCAGGAAGCAAGGCUGGCCCGUCAGAAGAUCCUUUAAAGAACUCGCAGAAAGAUUUUCAACUAAAUCUGGAAAAGCCGACAGCGCCAUGAGCCCGAAGGCAACAUCACAGGCCAUAUUGAAAGCCGCUCGAAUACCCUCCUGUGACUAUGCCUGUGGAAGGGACACGGUGUUCAUGAAGACCGAUGUUUUGGACAAACUCAAAAAGAGCCUAAAACAGAGAGAAGAAGAAGAGGAACGAAAGUCUCAGGAGGGGUUUACAAAAUUGAUCUCCGAUCAUUUAAGUCCGUCUUUGUCUACCAUUGGGGAGGCUGAAGAUCGAAGUGACACCCCUCGGUCUGACAGUACACAGUCCACGUUUGUACUGGUUGGGUCUGAGGCUGGGUCUCCGCCUUCUACCCCCGCGCCCACAACGUGUCCCCAGGGUGGAACCAGCAGACCGACCACACCGAACCAUAAAGGUGCUACAGCCCAAGGUGGUACUCAGAGACCCCCACAGUCUGCAGCUGCUUCAGGUAACACACAACAAGGCACCAAGAGGCCUCCAAAACCCGCAGCUUCUUCAAGUACCACCCAACAUGGUACUGAGAGACCUUCAACGUCUUCAGCUCGAGACACGAAAUCUGAAACUUCAGCCUCGGACGCCAAGCAAUUUGGGGCAUCUCGGGCUAAUGCAUCAGCUGGGAAAACAAAUGACAAAGACGAAGUGGAUUUUUGGGACGUAUUUCGGACUGUUGACACGGAAGUAGUUCGAAAGGAUGCUUACGACGAGAUGACUUUAAAGGUCAUCAAAUGCACAGUAUACAUUCUGCUGUUCCUGAUCCUUCUUUGCGCAUGCGUGGCACAGAGAGUUGGUCUGAUGGUCCUGCUCUCCAACAUUCCAGCAGCUUCCUCCACAGCAAGCACCACCAGGCAGGUCACGUCAGAACGAACUUUCACGGACUUUGACCGACAAAUGAAAUGA
Messenger RNA from Haliotis rufescens (red abalone), 2802 nucleotides. RefSeq names its product myosin-IIIa-like. Gene Ontology annotation, molecular function: cytoskeletal motor activity; ATP binding. Gene Ontology annotation, cellular component: myosin complex. NCBI's taxonomy places the organism in Eukaryota, Metazoa, Mollusca, Gastropoda, Lepetellida, Haliotidae. The transcript has 21 exons. The record is from RefSeq and is a predicted model, not a curated record. The coding region runs from base 1 to 2802 and encodes 933 amino acids.